ACUGGUCUGGGGCGGGAGGAAAAGGGGGAAGGGCAGCGCGGGGGCAUCAUUGUGCGUUUCGCUGCGGAACAGACAGACAGACGCGCAUCUUCCUCACCAGCGGACAGCGGCUUGUUUUCAGGCCCAGCUGCAACAGCUCUGACUAUGACAAAAGAGGAGAACCUGGAGGUGCAGGAGAAGGAGAGGCACGACCACGAGGAGCAGGAGGAGGGAAGGACCCAGAAGGAGGAGGAGGAGGCUCUGACGGAGGAGGAGGAGGAGGAAGAAUAUGAGUUAGAAGAAGAGAGGGAGGAGCAGGAGAAAGCUGAGGUGGACAAAGAUGAGGGGGAUGAACAGGAAGAGGAGCGGGAGGAAGAGGAGGAGGAGGAGGAGGAGGCGCCUCCUGCUGAGCAGGAGCCUGAGCCGCCGUCCAUAACUGAGUUCCAGAGUCCGGUCCAUGAGCCCCGGCGCCGAGCCAUGGUGCAUCCAUCUGCGCAAGCACCACUGCCGAAGGACUACGCCUUCACCUUCUUUGACCCAAACGACCCGGCCUGUUUAGAGAUCCUCAUGGACCCUCGGACCACCAUUCCAGAACUGUUCGCCAUCGUCCGCCAGUGGGUUCCUCAAGUCCAACACAAAAUCGACAUUAUCGGCAAAGAGAUCCUGAAACGAGGUUGUCACGUGAACGACCGCGACGGUUUGACCGACAUGACGCUGCUUCACUACAGCUGUAAAGCUGGAGCUCAUGGAGUCGGUGACCCGGCGGCAGCGCUGCGUCUCUCCGCUCAGCUGAUCUCCCUGGGCGCUGAUGUGAGUCUGAGGAGUCGCUGGACCAACAUGAACGCCCUGCACUACGCUGCGUACUUUGAUGUGCCGGAGCUCAUCCGUGUUCUGCUGAAAGCAGCUAAACCCAGAGUGCUGAACUCCACAUGCAGUGACUUCCACCAUGGAACUGCUCUGCACAUCGCUGCCUGCAACCUCUGCCUGGGUUCCGUCAAAUGUCUGCUGGAACAUGGAGCUAAUCCCACCGUUCGGAACGAUAAAGGUCAGGUUCCGGCAGAGGUAGUUCCAGACCCGAUGGACAUGAGCCUGGACAAGGCUGAGGCGGCCAUGGCGGCCAAAGAGCUGAAGCAGCUGCUGCUGGAUGCCGUCCCGCUCAGCUGCAACCUUCCCAGAGCUACGCUCCUCAACUACGACAACAUCCCGGGAAACCUGAUGCUAGUCUCUUUGGGGCUAAAGCUGGGAGACCGUGUGGUGCUGGACGACAAUAAGACGGGAUCUCUGAGGUUCUGUGGAACAACUGAGUUUGCCAGUGGUCAGUGGGUCGGGGUGGAGCUGGACGAGCCAGAGGGAAAAAACGACGGCAGUGUUGGCGGUGUGCGUUACUUCAUCUGCCCUCCAAAGCUGGGCAUUUUCGCUCCUGUUUCAAAGAUUUCUAAGGCUGUGGAUCAGAUGCCAUCGUCUGUCACCUCCACCCCCAGAACCCCUCGCAUAGACCUGGCUUCACGCCUCGCUGGGAAGACCAAGAAAGAAAAAGAGAAGAAAGAGAAAGAAAGAGCCCAGAAGAAGAAGUCUUUGGCUGCCAAUUUGGAUCCAGAGGGAACAAACGUAGAAGUGGGGGAUCAGGUCCUGGUGGCCGGUCAGAAGAAUGGCAUCGUUCGCUUCUAUGGGAAAACAGACUUUGCUCCAGGUUACUGGUUUGGCAUCGAGCUGGACCAGCCCACAGGCAAACAUGACGGCUCUGUGUUUGGAGUGCGCUACUUCAGCUGUCUGCCCAAAUAUGGAGUGUUUGCUCCACCCUCUCGCGUCCAAAGAAUUGGAGGUCCGAAAGACGGAUCACAGAACAACUCCAUGGUCAAGAAAGUCCACCAGGUCACCAUGUCUCAGCCCAAGAGGAACUUCAACACAAUGCGAUCUCCUAAAGACCUGACAUCAGAGAACUCCUUAUCCAGAUUGCUGUUCUGCUGUUGGUUUCCAUGGAUGCUUCGCGCUGAGAUGCAGUCCUAAAGCCGCUCCUCUUCAUCCUGUAGCCUUUCUUCAGCCACUCUCCGUCUUUGAAAUCUUCAGACUUUCACCGUCGUCAGUCAAACAUCUUGUGGUGAAAUGCCCCCCCCCGUCCCGUCCCCCGUCCCUCUCAACCCAAAUCCUCCUAAUUUAGCUGUUCUAUAGCAAAAUCUAUAGUGCCUUGUAUCUGAUGAAAUGUCCUGCAUUCCUUUGAUGAUUGGAGAAUCACUUCAAGCUCAUUUUUCCCGGAACUCGGCAUCUCACGGUUCCUGCUGGUUUGUGUCCUCCUCGUCUCUUUGUUUGAGCAGAACUUCACUUUUGGCUUCAGUAGUUUUUAGCUGAAUUGAAAUUGUGGCUCAGAACUCUUUGUUUUGUCGCCGUGACUUCAAUGGUUGCUGCAAGUUGCAGUUUGCAAAGAGAACCGAGGCCCAGAUUUGAGUGCAGAGGAGUGUUUUGGUGCAACUGCAGAAAGUAUUGCAGCUGUUCCCGCGUGCUUGUUCCUGUGUUGGACACGUCUGUCCCCUCAGAGGAGCAUGAAGGGACCGAACCCCCACGUUCUGUGGCCAGUCGCUUCACCAGUUUCAUCCGCGAUGGGGAACAGGGUCAGCAGAACUACUUAUCAGGUUCUCUGUAAGCAAACUGGAUUUUGUGUUAAAUGUUUAUAGAAAAAUUUGUAAAAAACAAAAACAAAAACCACACCGUUAGGUCUGCAACUCAUGACUUUUGUUUUAAAGAAAUCAGUGAAAGUUUAUUGUUUUUCCUGAAACUUAGAUCUCUGAAGAGGCAUAAGCUAAAUAUUUGGUUGACCAAAAUGCUAAGCCACCCAAAAAGUCCACAGACUGAACCCUCCAUCUUCAAACCCUCCAUCUUCAAACCCUCCAUCUUCAAACCCUCCAUCUUCAUCCUCCGGUCCUCGUCUGCUGACUUCACGGGACCAAGAAACGUGGCAGAGCUUUGUGUUUUAAGUUAGUUUAUCAGCGGGAUUCUCUUCAACGGCCCCAGGAUCCGAUCCAGCCUCAUCUGAAGCCAUGAAGAGGAAAACUUCAUGAUCAGUGCCCCCGCCCCUUUUCCCAACACCCAGUCCCGGCGGUUUUAUGGUUCCAGCGCUUCAAUAUAAUAAACUGCUUUCUCAUUUCUCCUGAUUUGAAUUGAAAAGAUGGAAAUCUGGAGACGUUUCAAACUUUAGUCUUCAGAGAUCCGGUCCGGUUCAGGGAGGAGGUUUUGAAUCCACUCAAUGCUUCUCUGUGGAAAAUGUGGAGCUUUAUCUGCUUUUUGCCACCAGGUGUCACAGUUUCUCGCACUGAACUGAAACUUCUCGUCAUGUGUUCUUCGUACCGUGGGUUGUUUCAGGCGCCACAGGUUUGAUUUCCGUUGGCUGUGUUCAGGUUCCUGCGUCUUUCCUUCCUUUGAGGCAGCAGCGUUCCUUCCUUCAUCUUUCUGAGGAGGACGUUGUGGAUGGGGGUGCAAAUGCAGCAUCCACCCAAACAUCUCCCUGAUCUGAGAGGAGAAACACUGCCUGAAAGGAACGGAAUGAGCAAAUCCGCUGGUUUUCUUUUGAAAGGACAGCAUAAAGCCUCUAUUUUGAUAACCUCACUAAGUGUACUUUGAGUUGUGUGGCGUUCUUGUGGCGUGCGUUUCUUUGUGCUCGGUUACGGCCCGCGUCUGUGAGGCGCUUCUCAUCUUCAAACGUGUUGGACGUCUGAGUCGGACGCCCUCUUCCCAACAUGCAACACUGCAUGCUCUCUGUCUGUGACUAUCAGCAUGGAAAUGCUUCUGAUGUUAACAACCGUGAAUAUAAUAAAGAAUUGGAUGUUUUUCUA
This is a messenger RNA of Oryzias latipes (Japanese medaka), 3803 nucleotides long. RefSeq names its product CAP-GLY domain containing linker protein 3 (gene clip3). Lineage: Eukaryota; Metazoa; Chordata; Actinopteri; Beloniformes; Adrianichthyidae. Gene Ontology annotation, biological process: cytoplasmic microtubule organization. Gene Ontology annotation, cellular component: microtubule plus-end; nucleus; cell cortex. The record is from RefSeq and is a predicted model, not a curated record. Gene Ontology annotation, molecular function: microtubule plus-end binding.